GUGACAAUCUGCAUCUGACAUAGGCGUGCGCAGAUUAUACUUCAGUCCCGGGUGAGUCAAGUGUGAUAAAUUGUGAUUUUUUUUUUGGAAAAUCAAGAAAAAUUUUCUGAAGAGGACAUUUCAAGUGUGUUGAGAGGUAUUAUGGAAAAGCGGGAGAUAUCAGAACUACCUCCAUCAUACACUGAAGUGAUGCAGACAUCAACGACGGUUACCAGUCAGCCAGUUCCAAUGGGACCACCCCCAACGGGACCUCCGCAGUACUAUCCGAUCCUACCGACUGCACCCCCUGUGAAUACCAUGAGCUACGGAACUACCGCGGAGACCCUUCCAGCAACAACAACGUCAACAACUAUCAAUAUCCCUCCGCAGAUAAUUGUUGUUGGAGGAUGCCCUGUCUGCCGGAUUGGUACAUUGGAAGAAGAUUACACAUGCUGUGGUAUUUGUUGUGCCAUUUUCCUAUUUCCCAUCGGCAUCCUUUGCUGCUUAUGCAUGAAAAAUAAGCGAUGCAGAAAUUGUGGUGCUCAAUUUUAAUUAGCCUGUCUAUCUCGAGAGAAAGGAUAUCUCACAAACAAACAAAAAAAAUCAUCCAGAGAGAGAUAUGAGAAUCAGGCGAACGGAGGAUUCCAAAUGAAUUGCUCAAAACAAUUCCAUACCCAUUUUCUUUAUCCCUGCUUUAUAUUUCAAACCACCAAAAAAAAAACAUUUAUACACCAAAAAUAGAAAAAAAAAUCUUAUAUACUUUGUGACGUAUAUAAACCAAAGUAUUCUUUAUCUCAGAAUCACGAUUAUCUCAAAUUGGAUUAAUUUACCAAGUUACACGUGUCCAAAAACAGAUUUAUAUGAAUAAAUCCAAUGACACUGUGAAAAUCUAAUUUUAAAACCGAAUUUAAAAAAAAAAAGUAAAACAUAAUAAUCUCAAUAUUAAAAAAACAAAGACCAACUCGUGAACAAGGUUAAAAAUUAGCUAUUAUACCCCGUGAAAAUUGUUCAGCAAAAAAAAACAGCAUCGAUUAAUCAGAGAAAAAAUUGAAUAUGUAAUGGGAACCACGUGAAAAUCACCAUGUAUCUCUUUUCAAAGUCACUCAACUUUUUUUUUCUCCAAUAACUCCCUCCUCCUACAUCACCGUAGAAAUCCCCAUCAUUUCUCCAUGGCUCCAUUUGGCGCCUUUUUUUUUACUACUACGUUCGAUAUGGCAGAAGCUGAAAUUAGCAUGAAUGCAAGUGAAUUGUUUGGCAAGUCAUAAAAAAGUCCCCACAGACGAAAAACCGGCUUCUAUAUGUACAUAAUUCAGUGGUUUAUAUUGUCAGUUAUUGCGAUGCCAAAGAUCGCUGUGUCAUGAAAAUAAACCGUAUGAUUAAGACUGAGAACAGAGUUGAUGUGAUGAAAAAUCUUGCAAAGAUUGCAGAAGAAAAACAAAGCCCUUCAAAUCUCCUUCAAUUUAUCAAAUAAGAUAUGGCAUUUCACGAGUUAUGUUUUUUUUUUUUACAAAGUCUAUUAGGAUAAAAAGAAAUGAGAGGCUGUUACAUUAAAUGUUCCAGCAGUUUCCUCAAGAUUGUUACCAAUGAAAAGACUUGUUUUCCAAAUUAAAAUUUAAGAGAUAAGAUUUUGAAUGCAUCUCAAUAUAAAUGUAUUUUUGAUUUGAAAUAUGAAAUAAAAAUAUAUUUUUUCAAAAAAA
Messenger RNA from Phlebotomus papatasi, 1676 nucleotides. Its product is annotated as brain protein I3. The coding region runs from base 142 to 531 and encodes 129 amino acids. The transcript has 2 exons. The record is from RefSeq and is a predicted model, not a curated record. Lineage: Eukaryota; Metazoa; Arthropoda; Insecta; Diptera; Psychodidae.